Molecule: messenger RNA, 846 nt
Organism: Auxenochlorella protothecoides
Lineage: Eukaryota; Viridiplantae; Chlorophyta; Trebouxiophyceae; Chlorellales; Chlorellaceae
Product: Transport and Golgi organization protein 2-like protein
Exons: 5
Coding region: 1-846 (281 amino acids)
Source: RefSeq, a predicted model, not a curated record
AUGUGCGUCACGUUCUUCUUCUGGGACUGCCUUUUAAACCAUGUGCUGCUGAUUGCCUUCAACAGGGACGAGAAGCUGAGCCGUCCUACGGUGCCAGCACAUGUCUGGGAUGGUGGAGAGGCAGGCAUAUUCGGGGGCCGGGACCAGCUCGGGGGUGGGACCUGGUGCGCAGCCAGCACAGAGGGCAAGGCUGCCUGGCUGACAACCUUCCGCCAGAAGGCCGCACCCUCUGCGGGACGUCCCAGCCGGGGCCUGCUGCCCGCAGCCUAUCUCGCAUCUGGCAGUGCUGAGUUGCCUGAAGAGUUUUUGAACGGCGUCGAUGCGCAGGCGUUUGAGGGAUUCAACCUGCUGCUGGUGGACCUGGUGCGCCGGUCCUGCGCCUACCUCAGCAACGGGCGGGGCGAGCGGGUGUGCGCGGGCGUGGACCCCGGCCUGCAUGGCCUGGCCAACGGCCUCCUGGACGCCCCCGACUUUGCCAAGGUGCAGCACGGCAAGCGCCAGCUGGUUGCGUUGCAGCGGAGCGGGGCUUUUGAUGGAGCCGACCUUCCCUGGGAAGAGCUCUUUGGCAUCAUGUCCCAGCCCGAGGUCCUGGCGAGCGAGGCAGGGCCCCUGCCCGCCACCGGGUACGACGCCGCGUUCGAGUCCCUGGUCUCCGGCGUCUUCAUCCCGCCCACCCACCUCCCCGCCCUGGGGGACGACUCGUGGUACGGCACCCGCAGCCAGACGCUGCUGGCAAUCGGGCGCGACGGCAGGGCGCAGUGCCGGGAGCGCUACCUCGACUGGAGGGGGCCGCAGGAGGCCGAGUGGAGGGAGGUCGACCUCGACCUGCGAGUCGCCGUGCAGUGA